GUUUGGCCACUGGACGCACUUUUUUUCUGUCGACUGCCAGAUCCCCACUACUACUGUAGCCGCGGCUGUUCCCCGCCAUUCCGAGGCGUCACAAUGAGCUCUAACCAAGUCCACCACAACAGCUACCCACGCAUCGAGUUUACUCAAGACGUGUACGAGAAACACUUGGGCAACAUGGAGCGCAUUGCCACGCUAGCCCUCGCUGGCCGCAGCGGGUGGGACAAGGCCACCGCUACCCCCGCGCACGGUUGGUCCCGGUUGACCGACAACGCGGGGUGGCAAGUGCUGUCGCUUCAAGCGCCCUCCCCUGGUGUGCACGAGUACCUCUGCUUUGGCACGCUGCGGACGUCGUUGGUGGCACUGCAGCACGCCUUCUACGUUAAAAACACGUACGAGUUCAGGGCGUUGAGCGCCGUCAUGUACGAAGACACGAUCGCCGACGCCGCGCUACUGAACAUCACGCACCGUCAGACGGCGGCCGACGUGGGCCAGUUCUUUGGGGUGAAAUAUUUAAAGCUGCUCGUCCAAGUGCUGAACGAAGAGGACCAAGAGCAAGAGUAUGUCUACUUGGAGUUUUCAGGGACGCGAGUGGACGCCCUCGGUCGCCGGACGUGGUUUGUCGUGACAGAGCCCGUGGCCAUCAAAUCUGCAUCCGACUCCGAUCCAUCGUCCAGCAUCUCGUCCAGCGGGAAUAGCAGGGGGUCCCAUGCCUCGGAGCCAUUUCACAAGAGUAUUUCAUUUGGAGAACGCUGUUCGUGCGUGAAACUGUAUCGAGAAACGUAUGACGGGUGCGUGGAAGUGACAGUGCGCACCAAGUUGGAGGCAGGGGGAGGCAACCCCGAAGCCAGCGUCAAAUUGCACGGAUCGGCAGCAGCGUUGGCGAGGAAGGCAGGCCAGCUCGUGUUUUGGAAAAGCAUGGGCGUGUUCAUUCCCAGCGGACUUGCAAAGGACCUCCUCAGCUUGUGUCGUACCGGAUGCGUUCCUGAAUCGGUGCGGUUGACCACUGGAUCAUUUGCUCCAUCUUGGGAGCACGGCAACAAGUGCAAAGUGUGCUUCAAGUUUUUCAACCUGUUGCGUCGCAAGCACCACUGCCGUCGAUGUGGCUCGUCCAUGUGCAGCGCGUGCACAGUGGCGUUGCAUUGCGUGGACCGACCGACGAAAUCGCGCACCAGCGAGGCGGUGGCAGUCGAAAAGUUCUGCAAGUCGUGCUUGGUGCAGGCCAAGAUUGACACGAUGCGAGUGGACGGGGACGCAGGUCGAGGUGGGGGGCGGCGAAGGGGGGGGUCGGACGACGGGACGACCCACAGCGUCGUCAUGAGCGACUCCAACAAGCGCGUGGCCCAUCUGCAUUCCCCUACCCGAAACGCCAACGGGGACCGUACGUACUCGAGUACGACAUGAGCCACACAUGUCUAUAAACAUGGCGGUAGAUUUCUUCUUGAACGAGUUGCAAAGCGUCUACAGCUCCAGUGGUUUCGUCCCACCAGUGGACCAGGUGCCGCCGCCGCCAGCGAUGAUUCUGGGCGGGGCGUUGAAGCUGCACCGACAGACGAGUUCCACCAUCACAAUGUCGACGAGCAGCCGAUACACCCCCGCCAUCUCGACGAUGUCGACGGACUUUUCAGAAUUUGACUUGUCCGUCCAUCGGCAUGCACCUGAAAAAGCAGCCGCAGCGUCGACUAUCAUGCGUGGCUCCAACCAACAACGAACUGGCCAUGAAGCCAACCAACCGCGCCCCCCCUUCCCGAACCAAGCCGAUGCCACCUCGGGGUGGGACCUGCUCCGUUCCAAGUUUGAAAUGGUGAAAUUGGCCGACGAAGCCGAUCGUACAAGGAGUGGAAGUGACCACUUUCAACACCUAUUCCAACAGCCCACCACCGAGUCCACGUCAGAGCACCCGAAUCGGCGAUAUAGUAGCCGCGCCCCUCCGUCGAACCAGCAGCAACGAUAUUAACAAGUAUUAGCGAUCUCCGUCGUUUAAGCCUGUAGGGUCCUUGCUCAAGCGGAUAAGUGGGUUCAGGUGUGCAAUGUCGAGUGCAAUCCUGGCAAGCGAGCCCAUCAAUCCUGGGUGAAAUGAUGUUUGAACUAGGUGGGGCUACCUGCAGUCAGUAGUACUGUACAUACUCACGAAUACAUUGGUUGAAG
Molecule: messenger RNA, 2145 nt
Organism: Aphanomyces astaci
Lineage: Eukaryota; Oomycota; Saprolegniomycetes; Saprolegniales; Verrucalvaceae
Exons: 5
Coding region: 94-1401 (435 amino acids)
Molecular function (GO): metal ion binding
Source: RefSeq, a predicted model, not a curated record